Molecule: messenger RNA, 2098 nt
Organism: Paramacrobiotus metropolitanus
Lineage: Eukaryota; Metazoa; Tardigrada; Eutardigrada; Parachela; Macrobiotidae
Product: transmembrane protein 185A-like
Exons: 8
Coding region: 834-1877 (347 amino acids)
Source: RefSeq, a predicted model, not a curated record
UCAGAAGUUGUGUGGGUUUGGGUUUGGUGAUGUCGAUCAUCUUGGUGCAUUCCUUUGGCAGGAUGCACUUGUCCAGUCAGUACAUAAUUUCUUAAAGAAAAAAGUUGUGGAUGCAUGUUCCCACUGGAUCUUGUUUCCCGAUCCCAAAUCUUUUUUGUAACCGUUAUCGUAUCGUAGUUUAUUACAAUGCUAGUUUCCACUAUGCAACGACUGUUUACUCUCCCAAACACAAACCGAUUCUGAUCAUUUCUGCAGCCCACAUUUGAUUGUGUUGAUUUUUCUACUACUUUAACUUAGCUACUAGUUACUAGUAUUUCUUUAGUUUCUAUUGUGGUUCUUCGAAAUUUCAUUUUUAUGUGAACAGUCUUAUUCUCCGUGGACAGGAUUCUGUAGUGACCAGUGAAAUCUGUCUCUGUUACUUAUAUUUAUCUCUGUAAAGUGGCUGCAAGCCGUAUGCAAUUCAGUGUUUGAUUAAGGAAUCAUGUGUUUAUCGUUUACAACAUGAAGGGAUAAAUUAAAUUAGCACAAUCUGUGCUAGCGAGGCUGUCAGUGUCUCUUAAUGACUGGCACUUAUCAUGACUUAUGCUGUCCAAGUGCAUCUGUGAUUUGCAUGUCAGUCAUUGAGUAAUUGAUUUAUUGUGUAAAAGGUUUGUUGCAAGCGUGCGAACUGGACCUGCGCAAAUCCUGCACAGAUUGACUAAAUGAACUGCUUUAUGUCUCCUGGCUCCCUUGUUUAAGAAGACCAUAGAAAAUGUCUAAUUAAUUUUUGACGGGCGCCACGGAAGAGCUGGGCACUAGCUAGACGAUGCCUUGGUUUCUUCUAUCAGCGCACCAUGGAACUUCAGCGAUUGUUUCAGGAUUUUAACCACAGUAAAUUCGUGGUGCAUUUCUCCCUGUUUGUCUUUGUCUUCCUCUUCGCCAUUCGUUUGGACGAAACAGUUGACUGGAACUGGUGGAUCGUGUUCAUUCCAUUAUGGAUGUGGAAAUUUUUAGUUUUUCUGGGCGCGGUUAUUGGCAGUGCUGUAUGGCUCAAAAACCCACAAUCAAGAAUGGAUGUGGACAGCAUCAUUCAGUUUCGCGCCAUGUGGUUAAGCGUUGCAGUGCAUUGUUUCCUGUUUUUGUUUGAAUUGUUGGCGUGUGAACAACUUGCGCAACCUUCUCACCGAUGGAUCCUCGUUUUCCUUCCACUUACCUUCGUAUCUCUGCUGUCCUUCUUCGUGUGUGUUUGGAGUCUGAAAAGGGAGCGCCCGUUUGAGUUGGAAAUGUUUUGUGCGGUCAAUAUUGUCCAAUUUGUCUUUCUGGCCCUGCGACUUGACGAAAUCGUUACGUGGAGCUGGGUGAUCGUGUUUAUCCCGCUAUGGGUGCUGACCGCCGCUAUUAUGGUGGGCAUGUCGUAUUCUGUAAUAUUUGCCUGCCUGGUUGUGCGCUCCGCCGACCUUCACGCGGAACAGCGAAUGACAGCCGUACGGGCUGCAAUCAGCUCAAGUAUUGUGGUGCUUCCCAUGCUUAUAACUGAGAUUCUGUUGGUGUACAAACUGGAUAGUCAUGCCGACAUGAGUUUCCUUUUCUGCUCGGUUCCUUUGCUAUGUACACUUUUGAUGUUGAUGUUCAUGGCGUGUGGUACACGUGGCGGAAACAAAUGGUUUUUUGGUCUUCGCAAAGGCUUUUGCCAUUCGUUGCUUGCCGCUUGCCCUUGUUUGCGGGAAUACGGCAACAUCAAAAUUGCGCCAUCGGUCCGAGUAGAGAAUCCUACCGAAGAGACCGUCGCAUUGCGCGAUUCAUGGGAAUUGCGCUACGCUGAUACUGCAAAAUUCGCCAAAUUUGCUCAAACUCGUUUACCUACAGUUCAGUUUAUAUCGAUAGAAAGUCCAGACUAAUACUUAGAUAUACUGUUGCUUUAUAAAUCUUGCCUUCCAAGCUUUGUAUUUCAUAUUUAAUGUGGAUGAUAUUCCUCUGUGCGUUUUACUGUAAAUUCUGUUUCCCUUUCUACUUGUUAUUUUAUUUUUAUUGGGUUCUGCGUUUAUUAAGUAAUCUGCACAAAAAUCGAAGUAAAGUUCUCGAUACAUAAAAUUAAAUUAAAACAAAGACUGCAUAAAAU